Molecule: messenger RNA, 843 nt
Organism: Sabethes cyaneus
Lineage: Eukaryota; Metazoa; Arthropoda; Insecta; Diptera; Culicidae
Exons: 3
Coding region: 1-843 (280 amino acids)
Biological process (GO): actin cytoskeleton organization; muscle structure development
Cellular component (GO): stress fiber; adherens junction; filamentous actin
Molecular function (GO): actin binding; muscle alpha-actinin binding
Source: RefSeq, a predicted model, not a curated record
AUGGCUCUGGACGAACUAAAACUUGCCGCGGAAGGCAGUGCCACCGAUCAGCAGCCGGCGAAACGCGACGAUGCUCCCGAUUACUACAAACGGCCCAAGUUCAAGCGGAACAUUAUUCCGUUCGAUACCGAAGACCUAAGCGUGCGGGUCAUCCGCGAACGGUUUCUUAUUCCGGACCAGGUCAAGGAGAGCAGCCCAGCCGAGAAAGCGGGUCUCAAGCUGGGCGACCAGAUCGUGAAGAUCAACGGAGCCGAUGCAUCGGCCAUGCGGCUGGCAACGGCCGAAUCUGUUAUCAAGCAGGCCGGGGAGCAGCUGCACCUGGUGGUGGCCAAGGACGACGAGGAAGCUUCAAAGAAAUCGGACAUACCCAAGGAAACCCGCGAGAUCAAGUUCGCAGGUAACGAGGCUGAUCGUAACGCCGAUGUCACUAACAACCCUUCCGCCCCCAAGCACAAGCCAGACGAAGGACGUGCUGACUGGAUUCAGCCGCCAGAACGCAAGGUUUGGCAUCCGAUCGUGUGGCAGCAGCCGCCGCCACCGAUUCCACCGGAUGUUUACGGCAAGGAUGCACCUCAUCAACGGCUGAUUGCAAAUAUUCGUCGAUUGCUCACGGAGACGGCCGCGAAACCCGAGGAACGCAAGAAGCACAUCGAAAAUAUGAUGCUUUCGUUGCCAACCGGUUCGAAGAGAUACGAAGACGAGGAAGAUGAACCUCCGAAACCGGUUCCAAAACCAAAACGAAAAACCAGAAAGACCCGUAAGGUUGCUGUCCGAAAACAUAACGAAAGCUCAGAAUCAGAGGAUUCAAUGUCGCAGGAUUUAUCUGCUUCUUUGCAAGAUUAA